CCAGAACGCAUCUGGACUCGCUUCGAUUUUCUGACUGAUGCAUAUAUGCAAAGAAGCCGCUCCAACGGUAUUCAUUUUAACCACUCGGCCUAAUCUACCUCCCUCCGCCACAUGUCUCACAAUCAUAUGGCUUGCAGCAUCGGCAAGGAGGGCCCAAAUCUCGAUCGAUAGCUCUAGGGCACCAGAAAUUGAUCAGUGGAAAAAGGAUGCGCGCGCGAGACGGAGCCUACGGCAACGCAUCAUGAAUGUGGGAAAGCCAUGCUGUACCUACAGAUGAGAAGACUCACACAGAACGGCAGAGCAGCUUGCAGUAGUAGUAGUAGUACAGUGCAGUGCCGAACCGACUGUGCGUCAGCAACGGUCGCUAUCACAGCGCGUCUUCCUCAGCGGUUCAGAGUUCAGGCGAAUGGCACUAUUCGCCCGGGCCAGCUACUGCGACUCCGGUAGGCUUGCGCAAGAGAAUCGACGACAUGUCUCACAUCUCAUCAGCCAGGCAGGAUGUAGGCGGGUGGUGUGGUCCAUGCAACAUUCAAUGUUCGUGCUCCGACUUUGACAUCUAACAUUGCACACGCCCAGCCCGAUACCGUACCGCACAGCCAGCGUUUUGAAAGGCCGACGCAAUCAAGAGCCGCAAUCUCUUUCCGCAUGCGACCAAAGCCAUGGCGCUCGCUCGAGCGCCGCAUGGUCAAUGCGCAUGAUCUUCAGCAGCAACCCUGGCUCGAUCAGCGAGGUGCCUCUCGAAGUCCUUUUCGUGCAACAAAGCCCGAGCGGCUUACGUACAUGUGUCGAUACGUGGCUAUGUUUUCUGGAGCCAGGCCAUGCAAGGCGAUCGCGGUCUGGUGUGGAUCGAUCAUCACACUCAAGGUGGUCUGCAUACAAGCUCGGCAUUUUCUUGUCCGGAGUUACGUGCCUCAGCAGCGCAUGGCGCUCAGCUUGGCCGAGGUGAGCGAAUGAAUGCGUCAGAUGCGAGGAGCGCAGAUCUUUGGUCAAGGCACGCUUGGCAGUCGUCGGCCGCUCAGCACGGCAGAUCCGGAUGCAAACAGGAUCGAUCAGCAUCCGCGCUCACUGUAGAGAUUUGUGUCCUUGCUCGAGCACCUCAUCAAUCCGAAACCCCAUCAUCCGACCGUAGCCACCCACCCUCUUUUUUCUUUUUCUCGUUCUUGCGCGUCCUGCUUGCCUUCCUCGCUCGUCUCAUCCAUCUUCUUCUUCGUCGUACCGCCCACUCCUGCUUUACCACAUCAACUCUCGGUCUUCACCCACUCUUGCUCGCGACACCUGGCCGGGCAACGGCUCAGCGACAGCGAUCAUCUGGGAAGUCCAUUCAAUCAGGAGUACGGGCGAGCAGGGGCCUGUCAAUUGCGGAGGGUGAGGGAAUAUAUUGUAGGAAAGGGCACGAGACUUUCAAGUAUGUACGCGAUCGAUACGCACGUGACCAAGCACCAGUAGUUGUGCGGCACCCCUCAAGGAGCUAAC
Messenger RNA from Ceraceosorus bombacis, 1473 nucleotides. The record is from the annotation of a GenBank genome assembly. Lineage: Eukaryota; Fungi; Basidiomycota; Exobasidiomycetes; Ceraceosorales; Ceraceosoraceae.